UAUAAGAAGUGAAUCACGACAGAUAAAACCGGCAUUCAGUUGAGCGAGUUGAUCGUGAGUCUACAGGCGAUUGAUACGUAGUAAACGUAUAGCAAAAUAAGCUAGUGUAUUUAAUGUCACAUCUAACAACACCGAUGUUAAAGUUUCAUAACGGCAACCAAGUACCGGCCUUUGGUCUGGGUACAUGGAAGUCUAAACCGGGUGAAGUCACGCAGGCAGUCCAAGAUGCUAUUGACAUCGGCUACAGACACAUUGAUUGCGCUUACAUUUAUGGCAACGAGAAGGAAAUUGGAGCCGCUAUACAAGCAAAAAUCAAGGAGAAUGUCGUAAAGAGAGAAGAGCUAUUUAUAACUAGCAAGCUAUGGAACACUUUCCACAGACCUGAUCUGGUGGAACCAACCAUCAAGCGUACGCUAGCUGAUCUUGGCCUUGACUAUGUAGAUCUCUACUUGAUACACUGGCCAGUUGGUUUCAAAGAGGGUGACAAUCUUUUCCCUAAAAAUGCUGACGGAACCACCACUUUGAGUGAUGUAGAUUACGUCGACACUUGGAAGGCUAUGGAAGCUGUACUAUCCAAGGGUUUGGCGAAAAACAUCGGAAUCAGUAAUUUUAAUUCCGAGCAAAUUACCAGACUGCUCGAGAAUGCGACGGUUAAACCUGUUACGAAUCAGAUCGAAUGUCAUCCUUAUCUAUCGCAAAAGGAGCUGUCAAACUUUUGUAAGGAGAAGGGCAUUCUUGUCACGGCCUACAGUCCACUUGGAUCGCCAGAUAGACCAUGGGCUAAACCAGACGAUCCGAAACUGUUGGAAGACAAAACAUUAUCUCAAAUCGCCACAAAGUACAGCAAAACACCUGCACAGAUACUCAUACGUUAUCAGUUGGAACGUGGUCACAUAGUGAUACCAAAAUCAGUUACGAGAUCUCGAAUUCUUGAGAACAGCAAAGUAUUCGACUUUGAAUUAAAACCCGAAGAUAUCGCAUAUAUUGAUACUUUCAAUUGCAAUGGAAGAAUUUGCCCUCUAACUGGGUCAGAAGCCAGUCCUUAUUACCCUUUCAACAUACCGUUUUAAGUGAUUGAUAUAAUAUGUACGCACCUACCUACCUAUUAUCAUAUGUAUCUAUGAUUAAACAUUACACGUUUGCAAGCUUA
Messenger RNA from Odontomachus brunneus, 1150 nucleotides. RefSeq names its product aldo-keto reductase family 1 member B1-like. Gene Ontology annotation, molecular function: aldose reductase (NADPH) activity. The transcript is spliced from 5 exons. The coding region runs from base 114 to 1070 and encodes 318 amino acids. Gene Ontology annotation, cellular component: cytosol. NCBI's taxonomy places the organism in Eukaryota, Metazoa, Arthropoda, Insecta, Hymenoptera, Formicidae. The record is from RefSeq and is a predicted model, not a curated record.